Rhopalosiphum maidis (corn leaf aphid) is the source of this 2632-nucleotide messenger RNA. RefSeq names its product leucine-rich repeat-containing G-protein coupled receptor 4-like. The record is from RefSeq and is a predicted model, not a curated record. NCBI's taxonomy places the organism in Eukaryota, Metazoa, Arthropoda, Insecta, Hemiptera, Aphididae. Gene Ontology annotation, molecular function: protein binding. The transcript has 9 exons. Gene Ontology annotation, cellular component: extracellular matrix. The coding region runs from base 899 to 2632 and encodes 577 amino acids.
CGUCGGUCGGUCGGUCGGUCGGUCCAUUUAAAAGUGUAUUCUUGACGUGUGUCCCCUUUGCCGAUCCGCGCGGGUCAGUUUGAUAGCAUUUGCCGCGCGCACGCAACGCAUUUCACGCCACGACGCGCACCCGGAACGGAUUCGAGGCGAUAUUCAAUCGGCCAUCACGGCGCUUUAGUAUAUAUUGUCGUAUUGAAAUAACGUUGUAUACACCAUACGAUAAUAUAAUACGUUUCGCGUCACGUCGGUCGGCUACAUAUACCGUACGAAUAGGUACACGAAAAGUAUAAUAUUAUAUUAUAUUAAACAAUUACCCCGCGCCGCAGAUUCUCGUUGCCCGGUUCUCUUUUCAUCUUCUCGGAGAGGUGAGACUCGGCUCGUCUUCGGCGCGCGAUAGGCGUUUUCAUUUCUUGACAUUUUUUAAUUUUUUUUUUUUUUUCACAAUCCGCCACGCACCGUCCGAGACCCGUUGUACCAUUUAACAUAGCAUUAUACGUUUUAUCAUUCAGUAUUGGUGUAUUAUAGUGCGCUUACCGAAAGUCGAAAAGUCGUUUACGCCGAUCCGCCGCCGUCUUCCGACCACAGUGGACCGCGGACGAGGACUGAAACGCCGUCGCCGCCGCCGCCGCCGCUGUCUCUUGGUCGUAACGUAGUCGUCGUCGGAUGAUGUUUAGGAUGCAGGGAACGGUAUAAUUAUUGUUUGUAGCUGCUUCAGCAUCAAUCCGCCGCCAGCCGUCACGCCGCGCGCCUAAAACGAGCGCAAACCGCACACGGUAACAAUAAUCGACGACCAUUGUCAACAUUUACAUUUGCGUCCACGGGACAGAACGGUCGUUGUCCCGGCGGAACCCGCACCGGAACCACAUACCAAACCCGUGAGCAUAUCGACACCGCGAUCAUGAACUGGUCGCGUCUGUGUUUCCUGACGGCCGUGUCCACGUUCGUCAUGUCCGGCGUUUGCGGCUCUUACAUACUGGAAGACACGCCGCUCCACUGCUCGGUGCGCCGGAGCAUAUCGCCGUGCACGUGCAGCUACUUCACCGGCAUGGUCCGGCCCAAGAUCAUGGUCAUCUGCCAGAAGAUGGUGUCGUUCGAGAGCGUCAUCGGCGCGCUCCAGAACAAAUUCGACGCGGUGUUCGACUACGUGCUCAACAUCGAGUACUCGGAACUCCACGACCUGGACACGAGGCGGUUCAACGAGCUGGGCUUCCCGAUAGUCGACCUCAAGCUCACCAAAAACAAUCUCAGCACGCUACCGGACGAGGCUUUCAUUGGCAUGAACAGGAUACGGAUCUUGUACUUGUCGGACAACAGACUUUGUGCAGUUCCUACUCAGAUAUUCAAGCACAUGCCCAGUAUCGAGGUGUUGGACUUGGCCAGGAAUUCCAUACACAGCGUUGCGUCCGGAGACUUUCAAAGUUUGUCGUUAAUGAACACAUUCGUAAUGGCCACGAACAAUUUGACCGACAUAACGAACGGAUCUUUUCCCACGACGUUGAGAAAAGUCCAAUUGGCUGCUAACAACCUGACGGAAUUAAACGGAAAUUUGAGAAAUCAAAAAGAACUGGAAUGGCUGUACUUAUCAAAUAACCGGAUAAAAAAUCUCGACGGAGAAUUGCCAAUCGACAACGACAAACUCAUAGUGUUGGACGUAUCUAAGAACAGGUUAACUCAUUUGCCACCAGAACUCAACUGUCUGAAGGCGCUGAGGUAUUUUUACUGCACAUAUAAUCAGUUGACCGGAUUGAACAAAACGCUGUCCAAGUCGAGAAAAUUGGUUUGGCUUGAGCUCACCGGUAACAAGAUACAAGAGUUGGCGUCCGACGAAUUUGAAGAAGCAUCGAUGAUCGAAGUUUUAGAACUUAGCAACAACUGCAUAAAACACCUGAACAAAUCGUUAUUGCCACUCACUCAACUAUCGGAAAUAAAUUUGUCCAACAAUAAACUCGCCGAAUUUUCGCUGACCGAAAUCAAGGGAUUAAAGGAACUCAAGUUGGUCGAUUUGUCGCACAAUACGAUUUCCAAACUGAGUGGCCAUUCUGACAUUAUAAGUGAACCAGUGACUGGAAUCGAGCACUUGAAGUUGGACCAUAACGAGUUGGAUUCGCUCGGUGGAUCAUUGAUAGGUAUCAAAACACUUGUCAAACUCAAUAUCAGUCAUAACAAAUUUACUGAUAUAUCGCCGUACGAUCUGACAGGAUUAAAUUUAAAAAUUCUAGAUGUAUCCCAUAACCUGUUACACAUACUCCCAGACUCGUCUCAGAUUCAUUUGCCGGCUCUCGAGACGUUAGUAGCUUCGUACAACGUUUUGACCGGUUUAUCAAAAGACUUCCAAGGAUAUCCUGUACUUUGUCAUGCCGAUCUCGAGUUUAACAGUAUACAGACCAUUCAGGAAGAGCUAGUCGAAAUGACCCAAUGCAAAUUGCACGGAGUAAACAGCACGUUAAGAAUAUACUUGGAAGGCAACCCGGUGCUAUGUGACGACAACACGAAGACCAUAACGAAGGCGAUGGAGUUGAAAUACAACGCAGAAGUCAGUGGCACCGCCAAGUGCAUUCCCGUCACAAACGACAUAAAAAUAUCUAACCUGACCGAGAUCGACCAAUCCCCAAUUACCGUGAUCGUGACCUGA